CGAUGCAGCGGGCAGCCCUCGCGCGGGGAGGGAGGAUGACUGCGCCUGUCGCAGUGUGAGCACUAGGGAACCAGGAGGCAUUUCAGGAUUAAAGGUAUUAAUUUUCUCUUCUCGCCCCCCUCCCCCCAGUUUUUGCAUGCGAAGCCCAUCGUCCGUGCGGGUCGUAUCGCAUGUACGGCCAGGUCUCUUCAGAGCCAGUUAAGGUUAAAAUGGGAUCGUCUUUUGGCAGUGGUACCCAGCGGAGGCUGAAAUGUAGAACAAGUUAAAUCUCUGGAGAUGCAAGUCAAAUAUCUUCCUGUGCUUUCUGUGCUUAGCUGGAAGCCCAUAAUCGGUGGGAUCUUUUUGAAUUUCUACGGCUGAAACCACACAUAAUUGUAACCAAAGGGAAAAGCAAUGGAUGCUGGAAUUUGAACGUACUGCUGAACUCAGUGAAACUGACUUAAGAUUUCUGAUGAUUUGGAUACAUUCCACAUAUUUCCAAAGGGAUCUGCCCAGCACUUUGGGAGUGUUAGAAGAGGCCAAGAGAUCAAGCCUGUCAGCAGUUAUUAGGUAUCUAUCCAUUCCAGAGGUAAUAUUUUCUACAACCAGAGACUGAAAUGGCAUGACUGGAGUUUUAAGUAAUUUGGCUUUGACAGUUUCACCAUUUACUGAGAACUUGGAACGGAAUUUGCACUCUAUUUCUGCACUAUCCUAGAUUAUAAUGCCAUCCUUUCCUAAUGAGGGAGAUAACCAUGGAACUGCUCCUCUGACUUUGAGUUCAGAACUACCCUAUCAGGGCACAAUUCAAAGAAAAGUCAGAAAGAAGAAGAAGAAGAAGAAUGGAGUCAUCACUGCCAAUAUUGCUGGCACAAAAUAUGAAAUUGUGCGAGUAGUAAUACAAGAAAUGGGCUUUGUGAAAACGCGUGAUGAGGAUGAAACAGCAAAUCUUAUCUGGAGCGAUUGUGCUGUGCAGCAGGAGAAGAUCGCUGAGCUGCGGAACUAUCAGAGAAUCAACCAUUUUCCAGGAAUGGGAGAAAUAUGCAGAAAAGAUUUUCUGGCAAGAAACAUGACUAAAAUGAUCAAGAGUCAGCCUCAGGAGUACAGUUUCAUUCCUCGAACAUGGAUCUUUCCUUCAGAAUACACACAGUUUCAGAACUAUGUAAAAGAAUUGAAGAAGAAACGUAGACAGAAAACUUUCAUCGUCAAACCAGCUAAUGGUGCAAUGGGACAUGGGAUCUCUUUAAUAAGAAAUGGAGAAAAGUUACAAGCUCAGGAUCACUUAAUUGUUCAGGAAUAUCUUGACAAACCAUUUCUUAUGGAAGGCUACAAGUUUGAUUUACGUGUGUAUAUUCUUAUAACCUCCUGUGAUCCAUUAAAAGUAUUUUUAUAUCAUGAUGGACUGGUGAGAAUGGGCACGGAAAAGUAUCACCCCCCCAGUGACUCAAAUUUGAGUCAAUUGUAUAUGCAUCUGACUAACUAUUCUGUCAAUAAACAUAAUGAACGCUUUGAACGGGAUGAAACAGAAGACAAAGGAAGCAAACGCUCCAUAAAAUGGUUUACUGAGUUUCUAGAAACAAAUAACCUUGAUGUCUCCAAAUUCUGGAGUGAUAUUUCAGAGCUGGUGGUGAAGACUCUGAUAGUUGCAGAGCCGCAUGUUCUUCACGCUUAUCGCAUGUGCAGGCCAGGGCAAGCACCAGGAAGUGACAGUGUCUGCUUUGAAGUCCUGGGAUUUGAUAUUCUGCUGGACAGAAAACUAAAACCAUGGCUCCUAGAGAUUAAUCGUGCACCAAGCUUUGGAACGGAUCAGAAAAUAGACUAUGAUGUAAAAAGAGGUGUUCUGCUAAAUGCUUUAAAGCUUCUCAACAUACGGACAAGUGAUAAAAGAAGAAAUUUAGCCCAACAGAAGGCUGAGGCUCAAAAAAGACUGUAUGGCCAAGGUUCAGUGAAAAAACUCUUGCCAGGUUCCUCAGACUGGGAGAGGCAGCGCCACACACUGGAAAGGAGAAAACAAGAACUGAAGGAAAGACUUGCACAAGUACGUAAACAGAUUUCCAAAGAGGAACAUGAAAAUAAACACAUGGGGAACUACAGACGAAUUUACCCUCCUGAUGAUAAAACAUUACUUGAAAAGUAUGAGAGUUUGUUAGCCACUGCUUUCCAGACGUUUCUUGCUGGAAGAGCAGCUUCACUUCAGCGGGAAAUGAAUAACCCCUUAAAAAGAAUGAAGGAGGAGGACAUUUUGGAUCUUCUGGAGCAGUGUGAAAUAGAUGAUGAAAAGCUAAUGGGAAAAUGCACCAGGCAACGAGGACCUAAGCCCUUGUGUUCAAUGCCAGAAAGUGCACAAUCCUUAAGGAAACCUAAGAAUCACAGCAGUGACAGUAGCUGUGAUAGUGAUAGCAGUUUGUCAGAAUCGGGAGAAGAAACUGAAAAGGAAGAUCACAAUGAGAAAAAAGAGAAAAAAGUUUCAUAUGAUCUUGAAGAAAAUAAAUACAAAUCUUUGGAACGAUCAGGUAGAAUGAACAGCAAACCUUCAAAUAAAAACAUAAAGUCUCCAUCAUAUUCGUCCCCCACGUCAUCUGCAGGCCCAAUGAGGCGUUCUGUGAGCUGCCCUCGUUCCAUUUCCAUUCUCACUAUGCAGGCCCAGGGAGCAGAGCAGCGCCCCUUGUCAGCCAAAACACCUCUCCAAAUGCAGCGGACAUCCCCAGUGAACAGGUCUCACUCUCUAAGUCGUAGCCCAUCUUCAGCCAGAUUCUCUCAGACAGCCACCUUGAACUCUUCAGGGAGUGAGUCUUUGCUGCAACAGAAAACAAAAGAGCAAGAAGUUGCUUUGACAAAAGAGACUCUUCUCCUUAUGAAUGACUUGAGAGUCAAGUUCCCAGGAAAAACAAAUGAAGAAUCUGAAUUAAUUAUAGAAGAUAUUAUGGAUAAUUGGAAGUAUCAUAAAACAAAAGUGUCAUCCUAUUGGUUGGUAAAACUGGAUUCAGCAAAGCAACGAAAAGUUUUGGAUAUAGUCAGGACAAGUGUCCGUGCAGUUCUACACCAUGUCUGGAAAGCUCCAGACAUUGAAAAUUUACAUCUCUACCGGCUUUUUAACCGUGUAUUUAAUCGCUUACUUUGGAGCCAUGGUCAAGGCCUAUGGAACUGUUUCUGUAAUUCAGGGAGCUCUUGGGAAACCAUAUUCAGUAAAGGCUCAGAGGCAGUGACUCCUGAGCAGCUGCAGUGUUGCCAACGAAUAGUACAGCUUUGUAAAUACUGCCUGCUGGUGGUUUACAAACAGUCAUCAGAUUCAAGAGGAUCCCCAACUGGGAUGAGCCACCACUGGGAUGAUACAAGGUAUUUAUUGCCAAGACCUACCCUGUUCAUCCUGAAAUCAUCCUCAUCCAAACUUAGCUGCAGUUCAUCUGGAAUGCCUCGCCCUAACAUUUUGUUCACACACAGAUACAGUCAUUUGUGAAGUAAAAGGAAAGUUGCUGUUUGUAAAUAAUAGCACUCAAUUUCUUUUUUUUUAACUUGUGAUGGAGCUAAACAUAAGCACUGUUAUAUAUUCCUACCAUCAUAUUAUAAUAAAAUUUAGCUGAAAACCUACUCUAAAAACAUAGCUUUUCUGGGAACAUAAUAAACCUUGUUAAGUUGUUUACACACACAUGUGAAUGUGUAGAUCUUGCUAGGUUUAUAAGUAAUUCCUUCCUACUAGAAAUGUUAUUUUUGCUGCAGAAUAUAUAAAAUGGAA
Messenger RNA from Ficedula albicollis (Collared flycatcher), 3709 nucleotides. It is a transcript of the gene TTLL7, whose product is annotated as tubulin tyrosine ligase like 7. The record is from RefSeq and is a predicted model, not a curated record. Gene Ontology annotation, cellular component: cilium. NCBI's taxonomy places the organism in Eukaryota, Metazoa, Chordata, Aves, Passeriformes, Muscicapidae. Gene Ontology annotation, molecular function: tubulin binding; tubulin-glutamic acid ligase activity. The transcript is spliced from 22 exons. Bases 701 to 3433 code for a protein of 910 amino acids. Gene Ontology annotation, biological process: protein polyglutamylation; microtubule cytoskeleton organization.